Molecule: messenger RNA, 4948 nt
Organism: Cuculus canorus (common cuckoo)
Lineage: Eukaryota; Metazoa; Chordata; Aves; Cuculiformes; Cuculidae
Gene: TBC1D13
Product: TBC1 domain family member 13
Exons: 12
Coding region: 60-1259 (399 amino acids)
Biological process (GO): activation of GTPase activity; intracellular protein transport
Molecular function (GO): GTPase activator activity
Source: RefSeq, a predicted model, not a curated record
CCCCUCGGGGCCGGUUUCCACCCGGAGCGCUUUGGCGACGGGGCGGGGCGGGGGUGGCGAUGUCGCGGCUGCACCGGAGCCGGAUCGCGGACUUCCAGGAGGUGCUCGGCGAACCCACGGUGGCGCUGGGCAAGCUCCGACACCUCUGCUUCAGCGGAAUCCCCUUUGACGGUGGGCUGCGCUGCCUCUGCUGGAAGAUACUUCUGAACUACCUCCCUUUAGAGAAAGCCUUAUGGAGCUCUUUGCUGAAGAAACAGAGGGAUCUGUAUUCCCAGUUCUUAAAGGAAAUGAUUAUCCAGCCUGGGAUCGCCAAAGCCAACCUGGGUGUUUCAAGGGAAGACGUGACCUUAGAAGAUCACCCUCUCAAUCCAAACCCAGACAGUCGAUGGAAUACUUACUUCAAGGAUAAUGAAGUGCUUCUCCAGAUAGACAAAGACGUCAGGAGGCUGUACCCCGACAUGGCAUUCUUCCAGCGCCCAACAGACUACCCCUGCCUUUUAAUCCUGGACCCCCAAAACGAGUUUGAGACGCUGCGCAAGCGAGUGGAGCAGACCACGCUCAAGUCACAGACGGUGGCGCGAAACCGCAGCGGGGUUACAAAUGUGAGCUCCCCUCUUAAAACAACUCCUAAUUCUCUGAACGAGUAUGAAGUUCUGCCCAACGGCUGCGAAGCUCACUGGGAGGUGGUGGAGCGGAUCCUGUUCAUCUAUGCCAAGCUGAACCCUGGGAUAGCGUACGUUCAGGGGAUGAAUGAAAUUGUGGGGCCUCUGUACUACACUUUUGCUACAGAUCCUAACAGCGAAUGGAAAGAACAUGCUGAAGCAGACACUUUUUUCUGCUUUACCAACCUAAUGGCUGAAAUUCGGGACAACUUCAUUAAGAGCCUGGAUGAUUCUCAGUGUGGUAUUACCUACAAAAUGGAGAAAGUCUACUCCACUCUGAAGGAAAAAGAUGUGGAGCUCUAUUUGAAACUGCAAGAACAGAACAUCAAACCCCAGUUCUUUGCCUUCCGCUGGCUGACGCUGCUCUUGUCCCAAGAGUUCCUGCUGCCAGACGUCAUCCGCAUCUGGGACUCCCUCUUUGCUGACGAUAAGCGCUUUGAUUUUCUCCUGCUCGUCUGUUGUGCCAUGUUGACACUAAUCCGGGAUCAGUUGCUGGAAGGAGACUUCACUCUGAACAUGAGGCUGCUACAGGAUUAUCCUAUCUCUGACGUUCAUCUGAUUCUGAAGAAGGCAAAGGAACUUCAAGAUUCCAAGUAGUCCCUGAGCCCAACAGAAGGUGUCAGAGAAACUGUAUGGCAGCAGAUCCCAGGAGAUGCCCCCACGCAGUGGUGAGGCAUUAAAGCUCCUCGUGGUCUCUGCAGGGCUUCAGGUUUAGUGUUUGGGCUCCAGGCCACCUUGAAGACUUCCUUCUACUCUAUUUAUUAGGUCAAGCAAGGACUGAUUACUUCCCCAUCUUUUUGGGUCCUGCACUCCAGGUUUUUUCAAGUCUCAAAUGCCUCUGUGCUGCUAAAAGCAGUUCUUUGUAUCUUUUUUUAAUGACACUAAGUUUGAGGAGAAAGAAACUGUCUGCAUAUCCCUGAAGGAAUGGACUACUGUAUUGUGGAAGUAACCCACGGACUAUCUUCUGAUGAGGAAGGGACCAUCUGAGUCCAAGUGGAUUUUGGUGGGCAACUAUGGAAGGAUCUUCCUCCUGUGAAUAGAAUGUAUCCCAAUGAAGUCACACAUCCUGCUCUUCAAGUAGUUUCUGGAUUCUUCUCCUUCUCUGCACUUUGUCAACCCCCAGGUGUGCAAAGAAGAUGAUCGGAACAGCUUCUUGUGACCGUCAUCUGAUAUCUGGGAGUUUGGACCCCUUUGCCUGGGAAAAAGACCUUGAGAAGCUGAGACAGGAGUACACGAUAACAGCUGGCAGCUUUGUGCACAGAAACUGCCUGAAUCCGGAAUUGCCUUAUCAACAAGGUCUCCUUGGAAGCAAGACUGUGGUGGUUUUAAUCAAUGAGUGAAGCGCAGUUUGAAGUCAAGUCUUACUACGCACAGCCUUAGAGCAGGAGCUUGUUGCCGCAGGGAGGCCUCGUGCUGCUUUCUCGGCUCUGAACUGGAGCAUAUCCAGCUACAGUCAGGAUGCUGAAAUACAAGGAAUGGGCAUAUAGUGAUGUGCAAUGAAGACCGCUGUGUUUAGGGGUUUAUACAGGCACGGCACCAGGAUUUCUGCCUCAGUGGCUUGUGUGACACUACCCUGCAUAAACUCUGGUCACGGUAACCUCGAUGUUGUCUCACAGUCCUUGCUAAGUGAGACUACAAGUGAGAGUUUCUGGUACAAUCCAGUGGGCAUAAGAACAUUUUGGUCAUUAGUUGGCUGCUGGGGCUGAUCCAUUUCUCUGUGUACCGGUUCUGUACCUGAGCUGGAAACUUGUCCCUCCUGAGAGGGAAACAGCUGCAUUUCAAACACAGGCUUCGGUGGGCACCGACUGGGACAAACCUCAAAGAGAACUGUUAACCUGCCAGCAGUGUAACGCUGAUCGGAAACUGUAAUCCUCAGAGGGAGAACUGCCAGCACCCGCGUGCUGCAGAAGCUCUGAACACUAAUCCGGCGUGCUUUUCCCUUUCUCUCUGUGCUCUGCUGGCUCCCCUCUGCGUAGCUGUUUGACACUGCAGAUUUUGGUAUUUAUGGGUAUUGAUUUGUUAAAGGUCAGUUUUCUUUGUAAGAGCUGCUUAAGCUGCUGGUGGCCCAGAAUCGCCCUGGCAGGAGGGGGGUUGUCAGCCUUCAGCUUUUUUACUAAUGUUUUCUUCCCUGAAGGCCGGUUCUUUACGGGCUACUGAAUUCUCGCAAGGGUGGAUGGGGAGACCAGAGCACAGAUUGAUGCGUGACUUUAUGUUUCUAUUGGCAAUCCCAAGCAAUUUCUGCCUCUUCAGAAGAUGCUCGAGUGACACUGGUGCAGCCAGGCUUUGCUGCUGUGGUGGAGCAAGAGCAACUGAUGACUUAAAGCAAUCUGUAAUUAAUACCGGUGGCUGACAGCGUCCCUUUCUGCUGCAAUCCUUUCUGGAGGAUAGAGUUUUCCCCUAAGAAAUGUGGCACCAGGACAUCUGUGUGAUGGAUCAUCUUGUCUGCUCUGAUCACCGGGCACAUGUUCUUCUUGCUGUCCUUAAGCCCUUUUGGGUGGUCCUAUGGUCUCAGCUCUUGGGUGCCCUGCCAGUAGUCAGUAUGGCCAAAUGGCCAAUGGGUUGGCACAAAGGUAGAACCAGGGCAUCAACCUCUUAGGCAGAAUUGGACCUCCUCCAAACACAGCUGCCUCAGAAUCGCUCUAAAUACUGCUGUAGCGCUCUCACAUUCCACGUACAAGCUCUGCUCUCACCUCCCCAAAUACCUUGGCUGUCCAUUUCAGGUCUCUAUUCAUUUCAGAUCUCCCUGGCAAGUGCAGGGUUGCCUUACGCUGUGUUUUCUCACUGGUAACAGCACCAUCCAUGAGGGUGGCAUCUCCUUAACAUCACCUGAGAAGGCAGCAGGCAAAUUGGCAUUAAAGCAUUACUUGUAGAUGAACUUUGCUUGUUUUCAGAGUAGCGCUGGGGCCCUGAGGUUGACCUCCUGCUCCAAGUCCGGUGCUUUGGGGACCUUUGUGGCUUUGCCAGUGAUGUAGAAGCAAAAGGGUAACAGAGAUGGAGUUGGUGGUGGCCACUCAGAACACUGAUGGUGAGUUUGUAUUUUAUGACCUAACCUGGAGUUAUUCACAGUUUGACAGUGAGCAGAAUGGAGGCUGGAGGUGGCUUUGGGGAGCCUGGGGUGUCUGGGAACACCCAGGCUGGUGGGAGCGGGGACUGUGCUGAGGGGACCUGCAGCGCUGUGGGGCCGAGCCUGCCUCCCUGUUUUGCCCUCACUGAGCUUUUCGCUGUCCCGUUUAAUGCUGGUUGAUGCCGCUCUCCUGUUAAGACACUGUUCCGUUUGAUGCUGUUAAACAUGGUUCUCCCAUUAAACACAGCUUUCCUAUUUAACACUGUUAAACAUCGCUCUCCCGUUUAACGCUGACGCUGUUAAACGCAGCUCUCCCAUCUCCCGUUAAACACCAUUCUCCCGAUUGACCCUGUUUAAUGCAGCUCUCCUGUCUGAUGCCAUUGAAUGUGGCUUCCCCGUUAAACACCAUUCUCCCAUUUGACCCCAUUUAUGGCUCUCCCAUUUGAUUCUGUUAAACGUGGCUUUCCCCAUUAAACACUGCUGUCCCAUUUAACCACAUUUAAUAUGACUCCCUUGUUAAACACAGCUCUCACGUUUAACGCAGUCCCCCUGUUUAACACUGCUCUCCCAUAAAACGCUGUUUGACGCCACUCCCCGUUUGAUGCAGCUCUCCCUUUUAAUGCCAUUAAACGCAGCUCUCCCGUUAGAUGUGGCUCUCCCGUUUGACACCAUUUGAUGUGACUCUACCGUUUAAUGUCAUUAAGCGCUGUUCACAGGUUAAACACCGUUCUCCCAUUCCACGCUGUUAAAUGUGGCUCUUCCAUUAGAUGCAGCUUUCCUGUUUGACCCUGUUUACACGCAACUUUCCCGUUUAACACCAUUAAACACGUCUCUCCCGUUAAACCCCACAUAACGUGCCUCUCCCAUUUGAUGCAGUUAAAUGUUAGCUUCCCUGUUAAACACCAUUCUCCUAUUUUACGCCGUUUAACGGGGCUCCCCUGUUAAACGUGGCCCUCCUGUUUAAAUCAGUUCUGCUGGUUAGCGUGGCUCUCCCGUUAAACGCUGUUUGAUGCUGCUCCCUGUUUGAUGUGGCAGCCGGUAAAUGCUGUUCACCUGUUAAAACACUGUUUUCCUGUUUGAAGCUGUUAAACACGGCUCCCCUGUUAAACACCAUGCUCCCGUUUGACGUUAAAUGCUGCUCCCCCAUUAAACAAACGUUUUCUCCUGUUUGACACCAUUCUCCUGUUUGACACCAUUCUCCCAUUUGAUGCCAUUAAACAUG